GACGGGUGGUUUAACUCCUCCUUUAACCCCUCCCGUGGUUCCUCCUCCCCUUCUCUGCAGGUCAUCGAGGACUUCUACAACCGCACGUGGCUGUACCGAUAUGAGGAGCCCAUCAGCGCCGCCACCCUCACCACGCUCUGGUCCCUCUCCGUCGCUAUCUUCUCCGUGGGAGGCAUGAUUGGCUCCUUCUCUGUGGGGCUCUUUGUCAAUCGCUUUGGGAGACGCAACUCCAUGCUGAUGUCCAACGUCUUAGCCUUCGUGUCAUCUGUCCUCAUGGGCUUCUCCAAGAUGGCAUUGUCCUUUGAGAUGCUCAUCCUUGGCCGCUUCAUCAUCGGCCUCUACUCUGGCCUCACCACUGGUUUUGUGCCCAUGUACGUGGGUGAGGUGUCCCCCACGGCGCUGCGAGGGGCCCUGGGGACCUUCCACCAGCUUGGCAUUGUCCUGGGCAUCCUCAUCGCACAGGUGUUUGGUUUGGAUCUCAUCAUGGGAAAUGACUCGCUGUGGCCAUUGCUGCUGGGCUUCAUCUUUGUCCCUGCGCUGCUGCAGUGCAUCAUCCUGCCCUUCGCCCCCGAGAGCCCUCGCUUCCUCCUCAUCAACCGCAACGAGGAGAACAAGGCCAAGAGCGUCCUCAAGAAGCUGCGAGGCACAACGGACGUCAGCAGUGACCUGCAGGAGAUGAAGGAGGAGAGUCGGCAGAUGAUGAGGGAGAAGAAAGUGACCAUCAUGGAGCUGUUCCGCUCACCCAUGUACCGCCAGCCCAUCCUCAUUGCCAUCGUCCUGCAGCUCUCCCAGCAGCUUUCAGGGAUCAACGCGGUCUUCUACUACUCCACCAGCAUCUUCGAGACGUCGGGAGUGGAGCAGCCUGUCUAUGCCACCAUUGGCUCUGGCGUGGUGAACACAGCCUUCACGGUGGUCUCGCUCUUCGUGGUGGAGCGAGCUGGGCGCAGGACCCUUCACCUGAUCGGCCUGGCAGGGAUGGCAGGAUGUGCGAUACUCAUGACCAUCGCCCUGACGCUGCUGGAGCGAAUGCCCUGGAUGUCCUACCUCAGCAUCGUGGCCAUCUUUGGGUUUGUGGCCUUCUUUGAGAUCGGCCCAGGCCCCAUCCCGUGGUUCAUUGUGGCAGAGCUGUUCAGCCAAGGGCCCCGUCCCGCGGCCUUCGCCGUGGCUGGGCUGUCCAACUGGACCUCCAACUUCAUCGUGGGCAUGGGCUUCCAGUACAUCGCGGUAAUCACCUCUGGGGGAGCAGGGAGGGCUCUGA
This is a messenger RNA of Acanthisitta chloris (rifleman), 1258 nucleotides long. Its product is annotated as solute carrier family 2, facilitated glucose transporter member 1. Gene Ontology annotation, biological process: response to insulin; monosaccharide transmembrane transport. Gene Ontology annotation, cellular component: apical plasma membrane; basolateral plasma membrane. NCBI's taxonomy places the organism in Eukaryota, Metazoa, Chordata, Aves, Passeriformes, Acanthisittidae. The record is from RefSeq and is a predicted model, not a curated record. Gene Ontology annotation, molecular function: hexose transmembrane transporter activity. The annotation marks the transcript as partial. The transcript is spliced from 7 exons.